AUCUAUUUCUAUGGCACCGACGACCUAGUUUUCCCUCCAUUUUGAAGAGUCCUGUAUAACAAAAAGUUUCCAGCAUGCAUUUCUUUCAUAAAAAAUGGCUGCGGAACAAGGAGGAAAAUGGGUACAAAGAAUUCUGGUAAUGCUCGACAUACGCCAUCUCAAGAGCCUGCAAAAUCGAAAGCCAUAUCUCACCGCCAUUCAGCAAUCUGUUGACAAAUUACUGAGAUCUUGUGAUCCAACAAGCUUGUGGGCAUUCAAGCUUUUUGAUUCCUCGCUCUCAUCAUAUCGUUCCAGAUCGGUUAUCGAACAGAAUGUGGGAAAAUGGGCUACUCAUAUCCGCUUCGACUCUGUUCAGCAGAUCCAGAUGUUUAUUUCAGCUCUCAAAUCCCUUGCUAACAAUGCGGACUCUCUGCAACCCUCUGCUCACUCGCGGGUCGAAUCUGUGGCACAGUCGAUGCAGGAGCUUAUUCACGAUUAUGUGUGGGAGCCUGUCAUUAUUGACAAUAACACUCCAGGUAAACAGGAUGUCUUUAGCAAGCACAAGAACUCGAAUUUGGUAGUAUUGUUUUCUUCAGUACCAUGGACCAGGACUGGUUUUGCAGAGUUUAUUAAGGAUGAAAAGUCCUGCACGGAUCUUUCUUCAUUGUCAGAUGAACAAUUAAUGGAGCUUUUUAGCUUGAAGUUUAAGUCUGUAAUUGAAUCCUUUGGAUCUCGUGAUAUUCAUUUUUGUUGGAUUGACAUUCCUCCUCUUGUUUCUCAAAUGAGGGACAGUCCAAAUGAAAUAAGUCAGGGAAAAAUCUUUGAAGUGUUCAGAAAAAUGGGAUGGAGCUUUACAGCUGUGGAUGUUGUUAUUUUGGCCUCAAGAUUCGUGCCCUUUUCCCUAAUCUGGCCUACAAUUGCUUAUCCAAUGGUUUCUUCGCCACAAUGCAGCGCUUUGGCGGAAGUGGAUCUGGACUUGGAAGACAUUGAUGGGAAAGCUUUGGUGUGUAGAACUUGUGAAGUGCAAUGGACUGAACUCACUCAGGCCAAAACUCUGAAUUUACCUAGAGAUGAAAGCUCUUACAAUGGACGAAUGAAUUUUUCUCUUCUGAUUCAGAAGCAUUUGGACAAAAAUUGUAGUGCUGGCCACAUGAAAAUUCAUGUUGUUUUGCCUUUUCCGAUGGAGAAGUUCCUAAAUUUGAGAAAUAUCAUUUCUAGUUGCGUUUUGCUUUCCGGGAUUUCUGGUAAGAAGAAGUAUAAAACAGAUCAUAGUCACGAACAAAAUGAACUUGAAGGAAAUGUUGCCAAGGACAAAAUGGACAGCGACUUACUUGGUGAUGAAGUGCUUAUGAGAUUACAACAAAAAAGUGGGGAAUUUAGGUGCGGAAAGCCUGCUUGGCAGCUGCUUUUGGUGUUUCUAGCACGCAAGAACUUCCUGGCAUUGGUUAACAUUUCUGACAAAAAUAAUCAUUCUUUUGGUGCUGUUCUUGAGCCUCUGACUGUGCACACAGCCCUUCUUCAUGUUUUGGGAACUAAGUUUUCAUUUACGUCUAACAUACCACCGAAGGACAGUAGCUUUGGAGGAGACUGCUCUGAACUAGUUUGCACUAAAGCCCUUGAAACUGAACCACAAGCAGAACCUAAUCUCAAAGGACAAGUUAUUGAUAACUCACGUAAUGCUUGCGAAAGAAGUGAGAUGGAAGUUAAUUUAGUUUAUAAUCAAUCCUUGCCCUGUGAGCGCGAACUAGCACCAGCUAGUAUGUGUUUUGGUGGUCCAAAAGAGUCUGUUCCCUCAGGGCCACUUAGCAACAAAAACAGUAGAGAGCACAAGUCCUCAAAGAUGGGCCUUGACCUUCAAUGCAAUACUUGGGACUCUUUGUAUUCUGCAAUUGUUGGGGGUACAUGUAAAACAGUCUCUGAUGUAAUUCUGGCCACAAAAUUGGAGGAUAGAUAUUUUAAGGGUAGUUGCAGACAAUCAAAAAUUUUAAGGUUUUUGAGUCGCUGGAUGAAGAAGAUAUCAAAAAAGUUGGAUGCAGGCCAGGCCUUUGACAAUUUGUUCAAUCAAGCGGUUUUGAAUUCCCGUCCCACGGAGAAAAAUAAAGCAACUGUAGAUCCAGUUUUCAAGAAAACACCACAGCCUCUGGCAGAGUGUGAACAGUUUUGCCCCAGAUCCACUGCUUUCCCUUCUCUUUCAAAUGCUUCUUUAUCUACCGAGGUUGGAGACUGUGAUUCAGAAACUGUUGAGUUAGAUAAUGAAAAAGCAGAAAAAGCAUUCGCUGAGUCACUGGAUGAAAAAAUGCAGCAUGGCCUUUCUAGCAAAGAAGUUGAUUUGAGAGCUUUAGCACAACGCCUUACAGAUGUUGUAAUCCAACAUGUAGAGGUCCAGCUGGAAGCUGAGCAUUGCUCAUCUACAAAUGUUGCAAAAGCAAGCAUUUUAACUAAGAGAUCCAUUUGCCAUGAAGUGAUGAAGCUGAUUUUGAAAAAACCCAAAGAGUUGGCAGUCAAGUACAAAGAUUGCCCUCUUCCAUUAUCUAGCCAACUUGGCAAUUCUGAUUUUGCUUCUCUAUACACUUCUGAAGACAAGGUUAGAGAACAUGAAUUGCAAGUCUUAUUUCGCAUGGAAAUACUUGCAUCAAAGAUUGCUGGGAGCAUUGAAGAGCAAACAAAGAAUAAAUUAAUAAAAGAAAUCUGCAAACUUCUGGAAAACAUCCAAUUUAACUUGCCAGGAGGAAUAUUUGGUGGGGAGAACCUUAAUGAGUUUGCAAACAGAGUUAUUGCAUCCAGGUAUAUUAACCGACUGGACAUGGUGAUUAGAAAAGCAUACAAGGAUAUGGAAUUUUAUGCAUACGAUGAUUCAGGGGAUAUUUUCAAUUCUUUGUCCAAUGAGGAUAAAGAUGCCGAUAUGCAGAAAAAUGAGCAUGAUGCAGAAACUUCUUCUCAAAAUGAUUUCAUGGCUACUAAUGGUGGGGAAGGGAGAAACGCAGGCCAGAUAGGACAGUCCUAUUGUCAGAUGUCUGCCAUGUAUGAUGAUCAGCAUUCCCUGAAACUGCCACAAGAUGAAAAGGUUUCAAGAAAGCAUUCAGAAAAAUAUCCGGGUGAUGAUUAUGAACGUAGACUUAAGAAAGCCGAAGCAAACAGGGAGCGCGCGCGCAGAUUUGCACAUUUUACAAGCAGAGCUCGAGAUUUGCAACGCGUGUGGGCACCAAAACAAGCCAGCCAUAUGAUCAGGAAGCAAUCUAACAGCCAAAUAAAUCAUUCGAAGAAGAAACAUUCAAAAGCUGAUAAAGGUGAUGUGGUAUAUGAGACUCCAAUGCGAUCUUCAAAGUUGAGAAAAUACAAAGAUGGGAAAGCAGUGGUGGUUGGAAGGAAGGAGACUAAAACUACUAUCGAUUUUGUCGACGAGACGCCAUAUCCAAGAACAAAUUACAGGUUGAAGGCCACUUCAGAUAUUGUUCAUGAGACUCCAUAUCCAAUCUCUAAAGUACAAAAUCACAUGUCAGCAGUCAGGACAGUGGUGGUUGUUAAUCCUGAUUCAAGGACUGCUCCUGAUCAUGUGACAUCUGGCACAGACUCAAAGUUAGGACUUAUUUCAAGAGCACUAUUUGAAAACGAAAAGUCUUUUUAAAGCAAUGCUUUUACCAUCUGCACUAUCUUUGGUGUUGGUCUUAUGGAAAAAUCCAUUUGCAAGAGUUUAUAAUUCAUUUCUGCAUAUUUUGUUAAGUAUAAUAAUUCUUGUAUUAGAUCUGAUUGGAAUUAAGAUUCAUUCAUUGGUGUUAACAACAUUACCUGUUGCAUUAGAAGCGAGUGGAAUUAAGAUUCAGUCAUUGGUGUUAGGUGUUAAGUAUAUUACCUGGAUGUGAGUGGAACUAAGAUUCAGUCAUUAGUUUUCUGCAUAGCAACAUCCUGUUUGCAUCAUAACAGAACUGUAAAUUUUGUGCACAAAAAUUAUUGAUCUAUCAUCUAUGUACUUGUCCUAGAAAUGAUUUUUUUUUUCAAUGUGGGAAUUUGAUAAGAGUGCUUAAAUAUAGGAAAAACUCCGUAGUGUAAUCUCUCAAAGAAUUCCCGGUUACUAAGUAUGAGUCUUGAUAUUGAUCAUUUAUACUAUGAAUGAGUUUAGGAUGGACCAUUCAAGCUCUUUAGAGAUGGGUCAUAGAAGAGAUUCCGUAGUGAUUCUGUUGGUCCAAAAAUAGUAUUCAAUAACUGUGGACCGCAAAAACUCUUCAAAUGCCAGUAUUAUGUAUUAUCAUUUUUAAAACUAAUUUGCUCUGCUGUAUUACAUAGUAUUGUAUGUGGCUUUGCUCGCAUGCUUUUACUAUUUCUUCAGAAUAAUAAAUGUUUGAAUCACUCUUUAUUUUUAUUUAUUGCGUGUAAAGAAAUGCAUGCAACCCCUCCAAAAUAAUAAAAUUCUAGGUUUUCUUGUUGCUGGAUGCAUUCUGUUACAUUGUGGAUCUUUGUGUUAAAUGUCAGAAUAUGACAUUUGGGGAUGUGCCAGAUUAACAUACAACAUCGGCUAAUGGCUAAGUCAAUCUACCUUGUCUCCACGAGAACCACAGGCACACGUCUAACUCACUUGAGAUAAUCGUUUUUUGUCUCUAGAUAUUAUCGAAUUCUUAUGUUCAGAGUCAUAGUUUUGAUUUUGUUAGGAUUUAUACCAUAUGCUUGUAAGUUACUGCCUAAUUUUCUUGGGUUUUUCAUUUUCUCUCUUGGCUAUAUUAUGCAUUGCAGGUGAAGAGCCACCAGAGUCAGUGGUAGUCCCUGCCUAUAAGGCGGAGACUUAUGUUUUCACUCUAGUAUUUGAAAAUAUCUUCGUUCUCAGAUAUCGUGCCAGGCAAGGACAAUUUUUUAUUGUAUUGUCUGCUGUUAUUUCAUUAUUAAAAUAGUAUUUCUGCUGACUUUCCGUAUUUUUUGAUUGGUAGCUCAUAUUUUUGCCUGUAAUUUUUUGUAAUUCCAUUUAGAAAUUGUUCUUGCGACGAAUUGGAAAUGAGGAGAGGAAAAUAUUUAUUAAGUUUCUAAUGUUUUCGAAGUGUAGCCAUGUCUUUGUAAUGGGUCUUUGUAAUGGGUGGCGAUGGUGGACACAUAAGGAGGUAGGUGUCUAUGGCGAUGGGCUGGCAUGGGAGGCACAAUAUCAGACAUUUACAAAGGUUUUUGUAAUUUGCUGUCUUUGAAGCUUGUAUGGUUCCAUUUUAGGGCAAGUAUUCCUUUCUGGUAGGGAACAUGUUUUGUUGCAGACAUGCUGUAUUUGGACGUGGCACUCUAGAAAAAGGUAAUGCGGCUUGCUUGUGCUUCUACAUUUUCUAUGCAUUUUGUAGGUGGCUCGUUUCGUACCAUAAAUUAGCCAGAAUCAUUUUUCUUACUACAUGCGUUUAGAAAGCCAAUAUUUUGUUCUGCUCAUCAAUCAACUAUGCUGCAGUUGAAUUCAAAGGUUGCCUAGCAAAAAAUUGAAGGAUUUUAGUGGUUUCGUUGAAAUUUUGAGGGAUCUUAAGCCUUAAUGUCUUUCAAGUAGCUUGCAGUUAUUUCCCCAUAUCUGGUUUUUGGGUAAAUAAGUUAUGCUAAUUAUUUUGCAAGCUUUUAGGGUAAAUAUUCCAUAUUUUUGGCUCUUUAAUAUGGUGUUUUUUUGAGAUGGAUUGCUCUCUCCGUCCUAUGCAUUGAACGGGGGUGAAUUUCAUGUGGGGUUGACUAUUUUUAUAUAUCAGAGUUUUUGCUUUUUUGCUGGGAGGAAGUCUAGACUGGUUAUUGUUGCUUUAGAAUGAUACUGCAAAAGCUUAGAGGUAAGCAUACGUGUGUUGCAAGAAGCUCGUGAAUGUCCUAUUGAGGUGAAAUUAUGUCAGUUCCCUCAAGUUCUGAAAAUAACUAUGCAUUGGAAGGUACCAAUUCUAUUUCUUAUAACCCAAAAGAUACAUUAUAAUAUCAAGAAAACAAACAAAAGUCCUCUGAUACUAACUUGAUUAGAUGCAUUCUAGUACUUGUACAAAAGCAUAAAAAAUGGACUAAGAGGAGAAAAUUUGGAUUCUCUAGUGUGUGCCUUGCCCAUAUCCAACUUGUGUCUACUUUUCUACUAAAAGAUGUCUUUGUGCAGAUAGUAAAUAGGUGGAAGCGUUUAAAUUUAUAAUAUUAUAUUAUACAUGUUAAUGGUUUUUUUUGCUAUACUAAGUUAAAUUUAUUAUUGUUUUUUGGGUGUGCCCUGGUCUUUUCCAACUUGCCUAUAUAAUGCAUUAAUAGAUUUGUACGCUCUAUUCCAAGGCUAGUGUUUUGGCCAAGACAUUGUGGAAGUGCUCUGGUAGACAUCUACACAAAAAUAUUGUGGAAAUGCUUUGGUAGAUGUCCAUGAUCUAUUCCAAAGCUGGUGUUUUGGCCAAGACAAUGUAGACAUCUAUGCAAAAUUGUGAAAGCAUAAACAAGGUAUUGAACUGUGAUCUAUUCUAGGCCAAGAUUGCAAUAUAUGCAGAAAAUGGACUUUCUAAAAAGGCUUUACAAACUGUCUCGAGCAAAUGCAAUUGGAAGGUGCUCAGCCAAAUUCAACAACUUUUCAUGGCAUCUUGCCUUCCAGUGCCGAAAUGGGGGCUUUGGAAUAGGAUAUGGAGAUCUAUCAAAAGAAAUAAUGCUUAUUUUUGUCAAAUGUUAUAUUUGCAACUAGCCUUGUAGGCAUAUAUCCAAUAUGUGGACUCAUAGACUGGUCAAAUGAAGUUUGACAUGUGUCAAACAGAUUUGUGUAUUUGCAUUGUGAUAAUUAUAGAAGCAAUUGAGAAACUGUCAAAUUUGUUGGGCUUUACCGUUCUCCUCAGUAGUAUUCAGCCAAUGAUUUUAGGUAAAGCGAUUGCAGGGGUUUUAUAAAGCAUCUGUGCCCUCAACUGUGAAAGGCAAGUCCUUUUCUCUACUGCUUUUCCAGUGUUUUUUUUGUGUGUGUUAUCCUCUCAUUAUCUCUAAAACUGGAGAGUGUUAGUAAACAUGCUCUAUCUAUCCACUGGCUGGGAGAAAUCGGUCAUAAAAAUCUUUACUUUACCUUUUUCAGUAAUGGAGGUUGUGGUAACAGCUACUGUAAAACAUAUUUUACAAGUGCUUUUUCAAUUUCUAAUUGUUUGAGGGAUUUGUAUCGUACUGCAGGCAUAUAUAGGUUGUUGUGACUGCAGUCAAUCCAAAAUUGAUCGACAGAGCUGACAGAUGUCUGUUACUUACGGACUGUGUACUAUACCCACUAUAAAUGCUGGGCACCUGGAGCAAAUACAACAGGAAGAGUGCAGUUGUGGAAGGAUUCUUAGUGAUGAGGAUGCCUCACCUCUCUUCUCCACUUCCUUCACGAGAGGCACAAAAAGGCUUAUGGGCUGUCCAUCCUUAUCCCUUCUCAUACCCCCUCUCAUUUGCUACUCAAAAAUUUAAUCAACCAACUAAUCUCAUUUAUCAUUACACAAUUCAUUCAUUUCAAAUGCAGCCUCCACAUUGGAGAUCAGCAUUUUCUGUUAAUCUCUGCUCUUUUUUUUCAUGAGGUAGGGAAUCUAGCUGCAUCGCAGCCCAUCUUUAUGAAAGAGCUGAAGCGGCAUGGAAUGAAUCUAGCAUCGUUACUGGAAGAAGAUGAUAAAAUUCCAUACGGGCUAGGCAACAAAGAGACAAAAACGAGAAGAGGGCAGUGAUACUUUUGAAAACAGAAAAGAAAGAGUAACUUUUACAGGGACUAAUGUUUGCUGCCAAUUUAACCAGAGAGCACGUUCAAUGGCCUUCAACAGCGAAAGUCUUGAAGUGAGUUUUAUAUUGCCAUUGUUCUUUAGCCAAACGUUUCUUCAAUUUAUGAUUUGGAGAAACCAUGUACUUAAGUGGUUUCAUUACUGUAAUUUUGGGGUUCGAAAACUUCAAAAAUUCAAGGAGCAAUCACACACAUCUGACA
This is a messenger RNA of Cryptomeria japonica (Japanese cedar), 7855 nucleotides long. RefSeq lists its product as uncharacterized. The record is from RefSeq and is a predicted model, not a curated record. The transcript has 5 exons. Gene Ontology annotation, molecular function: chromatin binding. Gene Ontology annotation, cellular component: nucleus. NCBI's taxonomy places the organism in Eukaryota, Viridiplantae, Streptophyta, Pinopsida, Cupressales, Cupressaceae. Bases 95 to 3604 code for a protein of 1169 amino acids. Gene Ontology annotation, biological process: DNA replication; regulation of DNA-templated DNA replication initiation; mitotic DNA replication checkpoint signaling.